This is a messenger RNA of Symbiodinium natans, 645 nucleotides long. NCBI's taxonomy places the organism in Eukaryota, Dinophyceae, Suessiales, Symbiodiniaceae. The record is from the annotation of a GenBank genome assembly.
AUGACCAUCUCCUACAGCAGCCAGCGAGGCACCGUGUGGGUGAGUGCUGCGGCCUUCGAGAAGAGUGCCUUCUCUGGCCCUGUGGACCGCCGACAGGCCCUGCACAUCUGCUGCGACUUUGCACCUCCGUGGCAUCCACCCUCGCGCUGGCCCAACGACGGCCUGCGGCGGGUGGGCGACGUGUGCGAUGAUGAUGAGGCGCCCGUCACGCAGCGCUUUGUGGAGGUGGCGGAGGACAGCGAUGACGAGUAUGAACAGCUGCAGGAGGCGCUGCGGCAAAGCCGUCUGCAGAAGCCAGGGGGCGAGGGCAGCUCGUCUUCAAGCUCGUCGCAGGCAUCGCCACAGGCACGAGCGUUGCAGGAGCUUGCCGGAUGCAGCUUUGAGGAGGCAGAGAAGGCCCUCCAGACCUUUGGCAGCGCCGACGCCGCUGCAGAUGCUCUCUUGGGCGGAAUGGCUGAGCCGCCUCUCCGGGCGCACGCGAAACAUGAGGAGCCGCGCGCGGAGACGAGGAAGAGGCCCGCGGAGUUCGAAGCGGGGGAGUGGGCGAAGAAGCCCAUGUCGGCUCCAACGGGCGGUGCCUCUGCUUCAGGUGCCUUUGCGCAGCGUUUGAGCUGCGCCCCUGCCAGCAUUGACCUGGAUGACUGA